This is a messenger RNA of Owenia fusiformis, 311 nucleotides long. The record is from the annotation of a GenBank genome assembly. Lineage: Eukaryota; Metazoa; Annelida; Polychaeta; Sabellida; Oweniidae.
CAUGUAACCCUGUCAGUUGCAACUUGCAAUAUAUGAUCAGAAGUACAUGUAACCCUGUCAGUUGCAACUUGCAAUAUAUGAUCAGAAGUACAUGUAACCCUGUCAGUAGCAAGUUGCAACAUAUGAUCAGAAGUACAUGUAACUCUGUCAGUUACAACUUACAUUAUAUGAUCAGAAGUACAUGUUACCCUGUCAGUUGCAACUUGCAAUAUAUGAUCAGAAGUACAUGUUACCCUGUCAGUUGCAACUUGCAAUUCAUAGUCAAAAGUACAUGUAACCCUGUCAGUUGCAACUUACAUUAUAUAGUCUGA